AUGGAAAAGCAAAACCAAAAAACAGCUAUGGUAUUACUUACAGGAUAUUUAGGUUCUGGUAAGACUACUCUGAUAUCAUAUAUUUUAAAAGAAUAAAACACAUAUAAAGUUGCUGUUGUUUAAAAUGAAUUCGCUGACGAAAUGGGUAUAGAAGCACCAUUAAUGCAAGAUUCAGAAGGUAAGCCCUUUGAUAAAUUCUACGAACUUCCUAAUGGUUGUAUAUGCUGUACUGCAAAAGAUGAUUUACUUACUGCUGUAGAGUAUUUGAUUUAGAAUGAAAAGUCUAAACUAGAUUUUAUUUUAGUCGAAACAAAUGGAUUAGCUGAUCCUUCUUCUACCAUAAAAAGCUUUUGGGUUGAUGAAAAUAUAGAUUUUCCUGCAGAAUUAAGGGCUAUUCAUACAGUUGUACCUGUGCAUAGAUAUGAGUAACUUAAAAGCGAUUAAAUUUUCUAAAGAUAAAUUUUAUAUGCUGAUAAUAUACUGUUAAAUUAGAUAGAUAAAUCUAAUGAAGAAGAAAUCUAGAAUGUGGAAAAGUAAAUUCGUCAACUCAAUCCAAUUGCCAAAUUUGAAAGGUCUUCUUAUUGCAAAAUAGACUUAAAUAGAAUUUUUGAAAUUGAUGGGUUUAACUUGAGAAAGAGUAAAUCAGAGGCAAUCGAAAUAUUAAAUAAAAUUAGCUAGGAACAUGAGCAUGAUCAUGCUCAUGCAGAUGGAGAUAUUUAAUAUCAAUUUUUUGAAUAUGCUGCAAACCCUUUUGAUGAAAAGGAAUUAGAAAUCAAGUUAGGUGAAUUACUUUGGGAGAAUGAAAAAAUAAAAGUUUUAAGAAUGAAAGGUUUGAUUCACAUUAAAGACGAUGAUUUUAUGUAUUCUCUCUAAGGUGUAGAAGACAUAUUUGAAAUCAAAAAAACAGAUGUAAUGUGGCCAGAAACCCAACAGAGGAAAUCAAAAUUUUUAUUUAUUUGCUAGAAUGCUACAAAAUAAGAAUUGAUAGAUAUCAUUACAAAUUGA
Molecule: messenger RNA, 1005 nt
Organism: Tetrahymena thermophila SB210
Lineage: Eukaryota; Ciliophora; Oligohymenophorea; Hymenostomatida; Tetrahymenidae
Product: Sir2 family transcriptional regulator
Exons: 7
Cellular component (GO): cytoplasm
Source: RefSeq, a predicted model, not a curated record